UUGGACCUCGCUCGUUUGUGAAGCCGGCCGCCCGCAAAAAUCUUUGAGUUUCACGCGUUCGCGCGGCUUCACGUAUUCCGUAAACGGUUUACGUGACUUCACGGCGAAUCUCCAGAUCCUGUGCGGUCAAUUCAAUCAAGAUUCGGGUCCGGAAUGCAUUAGGUGUACUUUUUUCCUCGCACAUUCGUAAUUGGGUGAGUGGAGGAGAUAAAGUAACUAGCCCUUAUAAAUUUUUGAUAGACAACGGUGAGAGCAUAGCAAUCGACAAAACAAAUAGUAACAGCCAUAUAUUGAAGAGAAUGGCAUAUCCUAGUAGAGCACGAAUUUAUGCUGAAGUGAAUGCACACAAAUCUAGAGACUACUGGGACUAUGAAUCCUACGUUGUUGAUUGGGGGCAGCAAGAUGAUUACCAGUUAGUGAGAAAAUUAGGCAGAGGAAAAUAUAGCGAAGUAUUCGAAGCUGUUAACAUCACAAAUAAUGAAAAAUGUGUUGUAAAAAUUUUAAAGCCCGUAAAAAAGAAGAAGAUAAAAAGAGAGAUUAAAAUCUUAGAAAAUCUUAAAGGAGGGACCAACGUAAUUACACUCCAAGCAGUGGUUAAAGAUCCAGUAUCGAGAACACCGGCACUGAUCUUUGAACAUGUCAACAACACAGAUUUCAAGCAAUUAUACCAGACACUAACAGACUACGACAUAAGAUACUACCUCUACGAGUUAUUAAAAGCAUUGGAUUAUUGUCACAGUAUGGGAAUAAUGCAUAGGGACGUCAAGCCGCACAACGUUAUGAUAGAUCACGAAAAUCGGAAGCUGCGGUUAAUCGAUUGGGGUCUAGCAGAAUUUUAUCAUCCUGGUCAAGAGUACAAUGUACGGGUAGCUUCACGUUAUUUUAAGGGUCCGGAACUACUCGUGGAUUAUCAGAUGUACGAUUAUUCAUUAGAUAUGUGGUCUCUUGGAUGCAUGCUUGCGAGUAUGAUAUUCAGGAAAGAACCGUUUUUUCACGGACACGACAAUUAUGACCAACUAGUUAGAAUUGCAAAGGUUCUUGGAACCGAAGAACUGUUUGAAUACCUUGACAAGUAUCACAUCGGAUUGGAUCCCCGUUUCAAUGACAUACUAGGCCGACAUUCGCGCAAACGUUGGGAACGUUUUAUGCAUUCGGAAAAUCAACAUUUGGUGUCGGCCGAAAGCCUGGAUUUCCUUGACAAACUUUUGCGCUAUGACCACUAUGAGAGACUCACUGCACGCGAAGCUAUGGAGCAUCCCUAUUUUUACCCGAUAGUAAAAGAUCAAGGUCGAUUAAUGGUAUCAUCGUCACCUACUCCCAUGACAGGUUCGUUGCCUGUAGGUAUUGAUAGCUCGCGCGAGGGGCUUGAUCCCAUCCCUAGACGUGACUGUGAGCAGCGUACCGGUUCAUGGAACGAACGGAUCGAGAAAUGUGAGAGAAGAUGGAAAUGGGACUCGGGAAGCUACAAAGUAUUCGUCGCGUCCAUAGCAUCCUUUACAUACGAUUUCGGACGUUUGACCCGUUACACGUUACCACCUGACCCUUCCAUUUCAGCCGUGUUCGCAGACUUAAGAAGACGAAAUGAACUUUACACAAGGGUGGACCACAGUUUACGCGAAUGCCAAUUAUAUUUCGAUACGAUACAGAAAGUUCGACAUUCUAGACAUUCCUUGUUCUUCAGCCUGGGAAUUACUUGAAAAACAAAAAAAAACAAAAAAAAAAAUAACAAAAAAAUAAUAAAAGUUGAGCAUCUAUUCGAGAUCAAAAAUAUAUACCCCGUAUGGUUUAAAUAAGUCUUGACGGCAGCAGCGAGAAGUGGGAAGCAAUCGAUGGUGUUAUAUGAUGAGAAAGCAUUGUCAAGUGUUUUUAGGCGAAUGUUUUUCGGAACGUAAAAGCCUACGGUAUUGUACACGAUUCAGGAAACUUAUCAGAUUGAAGAGUAUACGUGCGAUCCGUCCAUAUUGGUCGGUCUGCAUGUUUCGUCGUCGUCGUCGUCGUCGUCGUUUAUACCUUGACCAUUGCUUGUCUCCGUUUUGUAAUUUCUAACAUACCCCGAGAUAUUAUCCUUUUACUGGCGCUGCUACUAAUGUCACGACCGUGGGAAACCCGUCAAUGAUUACGAGUACGAUUACGAUUAUUAGUUUAUAUUUUGUCACCCGGAGAAUGAUCGUAAUUACGCGAGACAUCAUGGUAAAAAGGACUAUGCAAAGGAAAAAAAAAAACCCCCUCGCAUCUUUGCAUCCGAAUACGUGCACGUACGUUUACGCGCACGCUCGCGCUUCACGAACUACAUAUACACACACACACACACACACAUGAAUACACAGGUACGCGCGCGUACACGUACAUUCAUACACGUAUACGUU
Molecule: messenger RNA, 2366 nt
Organism: Dufourea novaeangliae
Lineage: Eukaryota; Metazoa; Arthropoda; Insecta; Hymenoptera; Halictidae
Gene: CkIIalpha
Product: casein kinase II subunit alpha
Exons: 8
Coding region: 300-1697 (465 amino acids)
Biological process (GO): protein phosphorylation
Cellular component (GO): protein kinase CK2 complex; cytosol; nucleus
Molecular function (GO): ATP binding; protein serine/threonine kinase activity
Source: RefSeq, a predicted model, not a curated record